Messenger RNA from Drosophila novamexicana, 468 nucleotides. Its product is annotated as ribonuclease kappa. Gene Ontology annotation, molecular function: RNA endonuclease activity. The record is from RefSeq and is a predicted model, not a curated record. The coding region runs from base 85 to 411 and encodes 108 amino acids. The transcript has a single exon. NCBI's taxonomy places the organism in Eukaryota, Metazoa, Arthropoda, Insecta, Diptera, Drosophilidae.
CGGACUAUCGAUAUAUUAAUACAAAUCCUUAUACACUAACUCAACUUUGAUGUUUGGCAAAAGGAAAGUGGAAAAACAUCUGGAAUGCCUUGCGUUUGCGGGAAGAAGUGCUCGCUAUUGUGCCUCUUCAUCAGCAUCUGGGGCACAUUCCAGAUGCUGCUGAUGGGAAUGUCCUACUCGAUGCACUCGUUGGCGUUUCUACAUUCUCUGCCGCUCAAGGACCAUUACAAUAGCCUGCAGGAGUUUCGCACCGAGGCGGAUCGCGCCUUCAGCGAGCUGGCCAUACGCUGCUAUGUAACCGCCGUGCUCUACGGUUGCUUUGCGUUCAUCUCCUACAUUUGUUUGCGUUUAAGGAAUAAGAAGCUAGCUGCGUCGAAGGACGCGAAACAACUUCGCAAGCGGAAAGUCUGAAACUCUGAGAUGCAUUUUGUAUAUACUUAUAUAUUUUGUAGACAUCAUAAAGCAAUG